GAAGGGAAACCCGGCAGAGGGGGGCUUCCCUCCCUGGUGUAGCGGUUUCCGGUUUCCCAAAAAAAAACGAGUACAGUAUGAAUGUGAAUCAUCUGAUGGCGCCCAAGUUUAUUCUUGUUCCUGUGUUACCGAUGAAGAAACAGGAUGGCAGGAUUUCCAUAGAAUAUCUAGCAUGAGUCCACAUCUCAGCCUCUUAUCCAGCUUCAGCAGUCUCAGCCCCACCAGCUGGAGAAUAAAUGGGAUUUGCAUGAAUUCCAAACCGAACUGCAAUUUAAACUGAAGUGUUAAUAUCCUUUUCUUCUGGUUGUUAUUGACAGUUCCUCAGAAAAUUAAAUGUCGUCAGAAGACCGAGAAGCUCAGGAAGAUGAAUUGCUGGCCCUGGCGAGUAUUUAUGAUGGAGAUGAAUUUAGAAAAGCAGAAUCUGUCCAAGGUGGAGAAACCAGGAUCUAUUUGGAUUUGCCACAAAAUUUCAAGAUAUUUGUGAGCGGCAAUUCAAAUGAGUGUCUCCAGAAUAGUGGCUUUGAAUACACCAUUUGCUUUCUGCCUCCACUUGUGCUGAACUUUGAACUGCCACCUGAUUAUCCAUCUUCCUCCCCACCUUCAUUCACACUUAGUGGCAAAUGGCUGUCACCAACUCAGCUAUCUGCUCUGUGCAAGCACUUAGACAACCUCUGGGAAGAACAUCGUGGCAGCGUGGUCCUGUUUGCCUGGAUGCAGUUUCUUAAGGAAGAGACCCUAACAUACCUGAAUAUCGUCUCUCCUUUUGAACUCAAGAUGGGUUCUCAGAAAAAAGUGCAGAGAAGGACAGCUCAGGCCUCUGCCAACACAGAGCUUGAUUUGGGGGGAGCUGCUGGAUCUGAUGUAGACCAAGAGGAAGUUGUGGACGAGAGAGCUGUGCAGGAUGUGGAGUCAUUGUCGAGUCUGAUCCAGGAAAUCUUGGACUUCGAUCAAGCUCAGCAGAUAAAGUGCUUUAAUAGUAAAUUGUUCCUGUGCAAUAUCUGUUUCUCCGAGAAGCUGGGUAGUGAAUGCAUGUACUUCUUGGAGUGCAGGCAUGUGUACUGUAAAGCCUGUCUGAAGGACUACUUUGAAAUCCAGAUCAGAGAUGGCCAGGUGCAAUGCCUCAACUGCCCAGAACCAAAGUGCCCUUCUGUGGCCACACCCGGCCAGGUCAAAGAGCUGGUGGAAGCUGAGCUGUUUGCCCGUUAUGACCGCCUCCUCCUGCAGUCCACCUUGGACCUGAUGGCAGAUGUGGUGUACUGCCCCCGCCCAUGCUGCCAGCUGCCUGUGAUGCAGGAGCCUGGCUGCACCAUGGGCAUUUGCUCCAGCUGCAAUUUUGCCUUCUGUACAUUGUGCAGAUUGACUUACCAUGGGGUCUCUCCAUGUAAGGUGACUGCAGAGAAAUUAAUAGACUUACGAAAUGAGUACCUGCAAGCUGAUGAGACCAAUAAAAGAUUUUUGGAGCAGAGGUAUGGUAAAAGGGUAAUUCAGAAGGCACUGGAAGAGAUGGAAAGCAAGGAGUGGCUAGAAAAGAACUCAAAGAGCUGCCCGUGUUGUGGAACUCCUAUAGAGAAACUAGAUGGAUGUAACAAGAUGACAUGUACCGGCUGUAUGCAGUAUUUCUGUUGGAUUUGCAUGGGUUCUCUCUCUAGAGCAAACCCUUACAAACAUUUCACUGAUCCUGCUUCUCCAUGUUUUAACCGGUUGUUCCAUGCGGUGGAUGUUAAUGGAGAUGUUUGGGAAGAUGAGAUUGAAGACUAGUUAACUCCUUUUGCUCAAGAUACGGAAGUGGCAUGGUUUGCCCUAAUCUUUUGUCAAGUACACAAAGUAAUCUUGCAGGACAUAUGUAGGAUACCAUUCAUUCAUUCUUCCUGGCUAGAAGAUAUGGAAGGAGGUUUAUAUUUUCAUUUGGUACUACUGAUUAAGGCAUAUUCAUACAUUUUUUUCAAUGUAAUAUAAAUUGAGAAAAAUAUAAGCCAAAGGUUCAGAAAAAUGAAAACUAUAGAAUAGUAGCUCUGAAUAGCUAAAAAUUAAAUAUUUAUUUUUUUCCCCCAAGCUUUAGGAAAAGAGAGGGAUCAGCAUUUAAACUUUAAACUCUUGUCUCUGGGAAGCAUCCCUCUAAGACAUUCUGUUGGAGCCUCCUCAGUUCUUCUCCUUACAAAUGGAGGAGAUAGAAGCCUUAUUAACAUUGUACCAAGAGCCUGAUCUCAUUUACUGCACAUUACUCCCAUCCCUUCCAACCUAAAUUUCUGCCAAGUCAGUUCUCUUUGUAGGGAGUCCUUUACUCUGUAACUGACUGGAUGGUCCAGGGUUAUUUUAAUCUACUGCUUUUCAGAAUAAAAAGUUAUAAUAAUUUUAAAAAUAUCGUUUGAUACCACAAAUACUGUGGAUCACUUGACAUUUACUAGUGGUGUAUAUAAUCCACUGAUUUUGAGCCAAGUCUAGAAUUUAAUCAUACUGGCCCAGAAGAAUUGCAGCCCUUCUCAAUUUUCCUGGGCAGUAGAGAGCCCAGAUUCAAAACGACGUGCCCUUUCCACGCUACCUUUUGUCCACACUCUCCCUUUACCCUCAGCCAGCUUACUGCUGACACAGACAAUCUCGGUUCCAGCAGCACGUGUGUGUAUUUCCUCUGCCGGGAUAGGAGAAAGCCUAACAUAUUCCUGAGAUGAACAAGCAGAAUGGUUUUUAGUUUUCUGCCUUUGACCCCGUCCAUGCUACUGUAGUUCUAGUCCUAACUCAAUUCUUUUUAAAGGUCUCCCCCAAUGAGCUAUGGGGAUUUGACCGCCUAUCCUUUUUUGCAACAGCAGUGAUUGGGGUGAUGAUUUUGACUUGAUACCUAGAUUCUUGUUUCUGGUUUUGCUGGCUUUUUGAAAAGUUGUCUUUCCUUAGGGUUUGGUGAGAGGCUUGGUAGCAAAUAAGAUUUAUUUGAAAAAGAGGACCGAAAAACAUGACAGCAGCUUGUGAACAUGUUCUUUUAUCCUACCUUAUGAUUGAAAAUUGAGGAAUUUGAACUGUUGAGGUGUGUGUGCCCAAAGAGUCAGCAAGGACUGUGUUUCUGGACUGUUGAUGAGGAUGCUUAACUUAAAAAUAAAAAUAAUUUAAGAAAUCAUCUUAUAAUU
Messenger RNA from Tupaia belangeri chinensis (Chinese tree shrew), 3116 nucleotides. It is a transcript of the gene RNF14, whose product is annotated as ring finger protein 14. The coding region runs from base 334 to 1758 and encodes 474 amino acids. The transcript has 9 exons. The record is from RefSeq and is a predicted model, not a curated record. Lineage: Eukaryota; Metazoa; Chordata; Mammalia; Scandentia; Tupaiidae. Gene Ontology annotation, molecular function: ubiquitin-protein transferase activity; zinc ion binding; protein binding. Gene Ontology annotation, biological process: protein ubiquitination.